AUGUCCGAAUCUGAUAGGUUGCUUAAUAAUGGUACAACUUCAAGAGAGAAUUCUGAUGCAAGAGCCGAGGGUGAUGCAUUCGAUGCAGUUUCUGAUCGUGAAGCAUACUUCCAAGCCCUGCGUCUAUGGAUUCAGCAAGCACAAAUGUACCAAAACAUUUCAACAUGUUUCCCUUAUUACAUGAUGACGUUCCAAGGCCUUCAAAAUAAUCCUACCAAUAUACCCCUUUUGAACAACAACUACCAGUUUCAGGGGCAUCAAUUCCCAUUUCAAAUACCAAAUCCUAGACCUGCAGCUGAAAAUCAAAAUCCAGCAGAACGUCUUACACCAGCUGAAGCUGUGGAUAUGUUUGAAUUGAUAGACGUUGAGAAGUUUGACUUCUACAAGUUCAGCGAACAUUAUGAUGAUUACAAAUAUGCAAUGGAACUGACAUCCGAAAUUUUAUUUUUGGAAGUUAUAUACAGGAUUUUAGUUUGUAUAUUUGAGGCAUUUUGUUUAUGCGGAAGUGUCGGGCGCACAGGUGGCGCUACACCGGGGAAAGCUUUACUCGGUCUCCGAGUCGUUACCGCAACUGCCGUAAUUCCUGUUGAGGUCUGCCGUAACGUGGCGGCGCUGCGCUCGUGUGAGCCGCAGGAGUGGCCCCGAUUGUCAUUGUGCAUG
Molecule: messenger RNA, 660 nt
Organism: Iphiclides podalirius (scarce swallowtail)
Lineage: Eukaryota; Metazoa; Arthropoda; Insecta; Lepidoptera; Papilionidae
Source: the annotation of a GenBank genome assembly